This is a messenger RNA of Cucurbita moschata (crookneck pumpkin), 2664 nucleotides long. RefSeq names its product nitrate regulatory gene2 protein-like. The coding region runs from base 175 to 2379 and encodes 734 amino acids. The record is from RefSeq and is a predicted model, not a curated record. NCBI's taxonomy places the organism in Eukaryota, Viridiplantae, Streptophyta, Magnoliopsida, Cucurbitales, Cucurbitaceae. The transcript is spliced from 5 exons.
ACAGGCGCUGUUGUUGUUGUUGUUGUAACGUUCGAGCACGGGUCCUGGAAUUACCGGAAAUUUCAAGUCUGUCCCAAAACCCAUUUUCAAAUUACAAUUUUCGAUUUCCCUAAAAUCUCCAAUAAUCCUUCAUGCUCAACCCCUGAUUUCGCCGCCGAUUUCCAGAGCUGCUUAAUGGGUUGUUCACAGUCCAAGAUCGAGAAUGAAGAAGCCAUCGCGCGUUGUAAAGAGCGCAAGAUUCAUAUGAAGGAGGCGGUGACGGCUCGGAACGCGUUCGCUGCUGCUCACUCUGCUUAUUCCAUGUCGCUUAAGAACACUGGAGCUGCUUUAAGCGAUUAUGCCCAUGGUGAGGUUCAAAAUCCCCAAUUUGUUCCUGUAUCUACUCAACCAAACUCCGCCCUUACUUCCGCCACCGCUGCAUCUUUUGAACCCUUUCCGCCGCCUCCACCGCCUUUGCCCCCUUCUAAUUUUCAUUCUCCUCUUCAAAGAGCGGCCACCAUGCCUGAGAUUAAUCUGUACAAACCCGAUCUCAAGCCUGGGUCGCCCAUUAUUGAGGAGGAGGAAGAAAAUGAAAACGAAGGCUCUGUUGGUGCGUUGAGGAGGAGGAGGAGCAAUAAAAGUAAAGGAGAUGAAGGGAGUAGCCGAAAUAGAAAUUCGGCGGAGCUUAAUGAAGAUUUGGCCGGUGCUUCCCCGCCUGUGCCACCGCCACCGUCUGAGAACCGGCAUAUUCCACCACCCCCGCAACAAGAUUCGACAUAUGACUAUUUCUUCUCCGUUGAUAACAUACCGGUCUCGACUUUGAGUGAAGUUGAGGAGGUACAGAUUAACAAAGCGGAGACUGAGCGCAAGUCGUUUGAUAAAAUGUCUAAGGGAGUGGACAAUCAUGAUAUGGAGGAAAGGGGAAUUAGUGGAAAAGCUGAGACAGUGGAGUCAGUGCUCGAGGAGCCGGUGGCGCCGCCUCCAGCACCGCCUUCAGUGGCAGAAUCCUCUGUGGCGGCGAAGAGCUUAAAGAAAAUGAAACAGGGUGGAUCUAUGGGGGCCAUGGAUGGCAAGAGGAUGGUGAAGCCAAAUGUUAAUCUUUUGCUGAUAUUUAAAAAUAUCGAUGAUAAUUUUCUCCAGGCUUCAGAGAGUGCCCAUGAAGUGUCCAAGAUGCUUGAGGCUACACGAUUACACUAUCAUUCAAACUUUGCUGACAAUCGAGGUCACAUUGACCACUCUGCCAGAGUGAUGCGUGUUAUUACAUGGAACCGAUCAUUCAGGGGAUUGGCUAAUAUGGAUGAUGGAAAAGAUGAUUUUUAUGCAGAAGAGCAAGAAACUCAUGCCACCGUGUUGGAUAAACUACUGGCAUGGGAGAAGAAGCUGUAUGAUGAAGUGAAGGCAGGUGAACUCAUGAAAUUUGAGUACCAGAAGAAGGUUGCUACAUUGAAUAGGCUGAAGAAACGAGAUUCUAAUGCAGAAGCAUUGGAGAAAGCAAAAGCAGCAGUAAGUCAUCUGCACACUAGAUAUAUUGUUGACAUGCAAUCCUUGGAUUCAACUGUCUCAGAGAUUAGUCGUCUACGAGACGAACAGUUAUACCCAAAACUUGUUCAGCUUGUUAAUGGAAUGUCAUUGAUGUGGGAUACAAUGAGAGCUCACCAUGAAACACAAUUGAAGAUUGUAAGUGCAUUGAGAUCGUUGGAUCUGUCUCAGUCCCCAAAAGAAACCAGCACUCAUCAUUACGAGCGCACGGUUCAGCUCUGUGGCGUUGUUAGAGAGUGGCAUUCACAGUUCGAGAAGCUCGUGCGCUGUCAAAAAGACUACACUAGAGCCUUAAACAGUUGGUUGAAACUAAAUCUUAUUCCCAUAGAGAGUAGCUUGAGAGAGAAGGUUUCUUCUCCACCAAGAGUUCAAAGUCCCCCAAUUCAGAAACUCCUCCUCGCUUGGCACGAUCAACUCGAGAGACUCCCAGAUGAGCAUCUCAGAACUGCCAUAUUCACUUUUGGUGCUGUGAUUAACACUAUUAUGCUGCAGCAAGACGAAGAGAGAAAACUGAAGACAAAGUGGGAGGAGACCGGGAAAGAACUCGAGCGCAAGCAGCGACACUUCAAUGAAUGGCAUAACAAAUACCAGCAACGGACAAUGCCCGAUGAGUUGGACCCCGAAAGGUCUGAAGAAAACACACAGGAUGCCGCCGUCACGGAGAAGUUGGUUGCAGUAGAGUUGUUAAAGAAGAGAUUGGAGGAGGAAAUUGAAACUCAUGCGAAGCAAUGCCUUCAUGUGAGGGAGAAAUCGUUGGUAAGCCUUAAAAAUCAGCUGCCAGACCUCUUCAGGGCAUUGUCAGAGUUCUCCCUUGCUAGCUCAGAGAUGUACAAGAACUUGAGGUCUAUCUGUCAGGUCUAGAUUUGAAGCCACAAAGUUUCCUUCUUUGUGACUGGUUUGUGUUAUUUCAACAAACGAGAGCUGCCAUUCCUCCUCCAUCAAGCUCUGCUCGUUGAUGCUCCGAUCACUGCUGCGGGUAUGGCAGUGCAACCGCUCGCCACCUUCACGGCCUUCCUGCAUUAUGGUGGCCUCCUCCCUCGGAGCUUGAACUUGCAGAGUUGUUAGACAGCAGGAAGAGAACCAUCUCUUCCAUUUUCUUGUCAAUUUUUGUUCCUCUGAGAAAUUUUGGACGAACUUUUAACUCAA